AUGUACGUUCCCUUUUUCAUCGACGAUGUUUUAGUGUUAGUACGUGUGUGUGUGUGUGUGUGUGUGCGCGCGCUGCUACGCAUAAUAACUCCUUUUGUCAAGCAAAAGCUUUCCGCUUUUUUUUUCUUUUUCUUCUUCUUUCCUGCUCUUCUGUUCUCCCUCGUGCGAGUGUGUAAGCCAGUGGCAUUAAGUGUGUGUGUGUGUGAGAGAGAGAGUUUAGUUUUCCCCUUUUUUCUUUGUGUCUUUUCGAGCACCAGCAGUUACGUUUGGUGGAUCUGGCGAAGCAUCACCUUUUGUGUUGUUCUUCUUCUUUGUAACACGGCGCUGAAGUCUGCAGCCAGCGCGCGGAAUGGAAGGCACGCCAUAUACGUGUGGAUACAAGCUCCCCUGGGCAUUGGCGACCAGCUCCUUCGUAACUCCCCCUCCCCCUCCCCCUCUCUCCCCCUGUACGUUGCCUUCUGCUGUUGA
Messenger RNA from Leptomonas pyrrhocoris, 468 nucleotides. RefSeq lists its product as hypothetical. The transcript has a single exon. The record is from RefSeq and is a predicted model, not a curated record. Bases 1 to 468 code for a protein of 155 amino acids. NCBI's taxonomy places the organism in Eukaryota, Euglenozoa, Kinetoplastea, Trypanosomatida, Trypanosomatidae.